Messenger RNA from Colletotrichum godetiae, 2010 nucleotides. Its product is annotated as transcription factor Tos4. The record is from RefSeq and is a predicted model, not a curated record. The coding region runs from base 412 to 1983 and encodes 523 amino acids. Lineage: Eukaryota; Fungi; Ascomycota; Sordariomycetes; Glomerellales; Glomerellaceae. The transcript is spliced from 2 exons. Gene Ontology annotation, molecular function: protein binding.
CCACUUGACAAUUUUCACUCUCUCUUUCUUACCAUAGGUCUUAACCCGUGGCCAGGCUUGGAUCCUAGAGACCUCUUUCAAGAUAUUCAACUUGUUGAAGCUUCCUCUCUACCUCUCUUUCUCUCUCCUUCCUAUAUACCUCCGAGACCCUGACUCCCGUCCUGUACAUCUCACCCCUGCCGAAAGAGUGAGCCACUUACACGCUUACCCGCACAACGCCAAUAUCCCACGUCCGAUAGUCGAAACGACACCCGCGCCGAGAAUAACGCGCCCACCUCCCCAACGACGUGCAAGAAAACCAAUUUCGAGACAUUACAAGAGGGAACACUGCAAAAGGAACAGACACGCCUUUCUAUAUCCCAAGACCGGCACUCUCAACUCUCCUAGUCUGGGCAUGCCGUCGUCGCCAUAAUGCUCGACUCGUCGCCCCAAUCAAAGACCCAGGAGCCCACGCUUCCUCUGGCCGGCACCAAACGUCCUGCCCCGAGCCUCCUUCCGGCAUUCGAACCUCUCUCUUCUUCCCCGGGCUUCCCUAGACCCUCUAAGCGACAAGCCCGUCCUGGUUCUGUGGGAGCAAGCAACGCGUACCUGAAAUACCCCACCCCGAUUCCGACCUCGAGCACCGGCAUCCUAUCCUCCUCUCCGCCCCGCGUACACUCAAGACCUGGUGGUCUCUCUCGGGCACUCUCUACCGCCUCCGAGCGCACUCCCCUCGGUGCUGUCAGCUCCAUCGAAUUGAACGAGAAUGGCGAAACUCUCCUCAUGGGCCGCUCUAGCAACUCGUCCCACUACCAGCUAUCCGCAAACCGCCUCGUCUCCCGCAUCCACGUCAAGGCCCGCUACGUGCCUGCUCCCUCCGCCCUGGAGCCCAACAAGAUUGAAAUCAUCUGCAAUGGUUGGAACGGGCUGAAACUCCACUGCCAGGGCCGCACGUGGGAGCUCCUCAAGGGCGACUCCUUCACGUCCGAAACAGAAGGGACCGAAAUCAUGAUUGACGUUCAGGACGCUCGCGUCAUGAUCCAAUGGCCGAAGCGGGACCGUCGCGACCGCCUCGCGAGCCCUGACGAGUCGGCAUGGGGUGACUCGCCCCCUCGUUCCGCUGCCCGCGUUGCCGCCGACCUCUUGCAGUCGAGCCCCCUGCGCCGGCCCUCGCGCAUCGAGUCCCCAGACUCACCGACGGCGCACCUGAGCAGCUCGCAGCGACUCCAGGCUCUGUUGCCGAGGGAAGAUGGGGAAGUUCAAAUCUACGAGGACUCGAGUGCAGACGAGCCUGAGCUUCCCAAGCUGGUUGACUCUGGCACCAUUAUUGGUCAGAGCUUCGCUACCGAAGCCACUAACUCUUUCUCGUCCGAACUCAGUGAACCAGAGGACGAGAACGAGAACGACCCUGACGAGGAGAAUGACCCAAUCGUUCACUCUUUUGGGCCAUUUGGCGCAGAUAUCUCUAACCGCCUGGCCUCCAUCACUACUGCUUCUCCCAAGUUCCCCCUUUUCAAGCGGACAGGUCUGCCCACGGUUCGCGACGAGUCAAGACCCUCUAGCCCCAUUUCCGCGCCGCCGAAGUCGCCAGAGGAGGUAGAGGAAGGCGAGGUGUUCGAAGACGAGGAGGAAGCCAAAGAACCGGAGCCCCCUUACGAGAACCCCGCCGUCCGCAACCAUGUCGUCAACCAGCUGGCCUUCUCGCGUUUGUCGUCCAACCCGCUUUCAACCAUCAUGAACAACCUGCCGUCAGAAGAGCGCAAGGGGUUGACCAAGGACCAGCUCCGGAGUCUGAUCGAAGCAACCGCAUGCAUUGGUAUUAUCCAACGCCAGGGCAAGGACGCUGCUGGCAAGCAGCUCGAGAGCGAAUACUACUACGUCCCCGAGUUCGACGAUGACGACCAGCGUCGCCUUGCCGUGACUGAUGGUCUGCGCAAGCCCAGCCUACGAGCGUGUCGCAAGCAGCACAAGCAAUACUACUGGAAGCGGCCCCGAACACCUUGAAGCUAGUUCCAGCUAUCGCUCUUCAUC